Protopolystoma xenopodis is the source of this 1050-nucleotide messenger RNA. The record is from the annotation of a GenBank genome assembly. NCBI's taxonomy places the organism in Eukaryota, Metazoa, Platyhelminthes, Monogenea, Polystomatidea, Polystomatidae.
GCCGACGUUGAGGUGACUCAUGUGUACACUGGACAGAAGCAGCAUGCAUUCUGCUCGACGCCGGCCGAUCGUUCUGACGAGGCGGCACUUCAGCUCGACACUCAACGGGCCUACUCCGCGGAUCGUCGGGCCAGCAGGGGUCUGUACAAAGAGGGUCGAGUCUCGGUGGACGAGUUGGCCGCGAUCGUGGGACCCGUCACGGCCAGACGGUCGAGCCGAAGCCAGCCCCGAGGGCGUCAGCAGACCGGCGCCUGUGGACGCAAGACUGGCGACUGGAGCCGUCGAGAGGCCUGUUUAGGGGGGGCGGACGAGCAGCAGAGACGCAGUCCGAGUCUGGGUCCGAGACCCGCCGAGGGGCUUUGUUCGAGGGCGAGGUCGGCCAGUCUGUACGCCAAAGCGCUUGCGGAGGAGGCAAGCCUUGCCCUCGAGACAGAAGCGAGCCGGCAGCAGCAGCAGCAGCAUCAACAGCAACAGGCUCAGCGUCAAUAUCGACAGUCUCGAAGUUCCGGUUUGACGACAACAACGACCGUGCGCACCAAACGGACGCUUCGCAAGUUGACCGAUCCACGAAACGAGACCGGCCUCUUUUUUGCCGCAAACCGGUACGGCUUGACCGGCAGCUCCGAGGGCCUGGAGGUAGAGUACUUGGGGGAUGGACCAUUUCUCAGUCGCGAAGUUGUCUACGAGCCGAAUGCUUUGGUCGUGCAGGCCAGCAAGAGGCAACUGGCCGAGCUGUCCAUGGCUAUAGCCGAUCUACAGUUUCGUCUUGACACACAAAGUGUAUGUAUGCCAUCACCGUCUAGUCAAGUUUUGCCCGGUUUCGAUCUCAGCGGAGUGGUCUAUUUUGCGAUCAAAGAGAUGCUACAGCUCUACUGCAUCCACGUAAUGAUUACGGGAUUCACGAAUAUGUUGACGUCGAAAAACAAUGCUAAAUCGUUCAAUUCCUCAAAGCCUAUGGUGAGUAGUGAUCAGUCUCUUUGCCCACUUGUGGUCCACAUCAUUCCAACACCUGCUCAGUGCUUGCUCAGUCCCACUACUCUACGUUGUUAG